UGCACACAACAUUUAUGGGGUUUUACUAUAAAAUCACGGGAGAGUAUGGCAUUAACACACUCGGGCCGUGAUUACACGGCUUGAAACACAUACAAACAUAUUUAAAUUAAUUUGCUUUGAAUCUGCCUGAAGUCUUUUAACGGAUACAACAAAAUGAGUGAUUCCAAGAGCAGACUGCUGCUGUUCUUCGACCGGCCGUCCGAGCCGUGUUUCCUGCAGAAAGGUGACGAUAACGUCGCCUUCGAAGUGCCCGAUCAUUACUAUCCGGAUAAAUACAAAAGUUUGACCAACACCCUGGCGAACCGGUUCGGGAGCGGUGAGGUGCGCACCAUUCCCGUGAAGAACAUCGCCCUGCCCGACCUGUCCCUGCCACUCCAACUGCCUUACAAUGACCAGUUCUCACUGUUCGUGGCCAAGCACCGCCGGAUGGCUGGCAAGCUUAUCGACAUCUUUAUAAACAUGCGUGACGUGGACGACCUGAUCUCCCUGUGCUCGUAUUGCCAAAUGAGGGUCAACCCUUACAUGUUCAACUACUGUCUCUCAGUCGCCAUAUUGCACAGGCCGGACACGAAAGGCCUGCAGGUGCCACCGGUGGUGGAGACGUUCCCUGACAAGUUCAUGGAUCCAAAGGUGUUCAGGAAGGCCCGAGAAACCACCACCGUCAAUGCAUCUGGUAACAGGAUGCCAAUAACCAUCCCAACCAACUACACCGCGUCGAACUCAGAGCCGGAGCAGCGGGUGGCGUACUUCCGCGAAGACAUCGGCAUCAACCUUCACCACUGGCACUGGCACCUCGUGUACCCUUUCGAGGCCGCCCGCGAGAUUGUCAAGAAGGACCGCAGGGGAGAACUGUUCUAUUACAUGCAUCAACAGAUCAUCGCUAGAUACAACGCGGAGCGACUGUGUAAUGGUCUGGGCCGUGUUACCCGGUACAGCGAUUUCCGUGCGCCCAUUGGCGAGGGCUACUUCCCCAAGCUCGACAGCCAGGUCGCCAGUCGCUCCUGGCCGCCAAGGUUUGCCAACACAGUGAUCAGGGAUAUUGACCGUCCGGUGAAUGAGAUCAAGAUCGACGUCUUCCAGCUAGAGACGUGGCGUGACAGGUUCCUGCAGGCCAUCGACAGCAAUGCCAUCAACAUGCCAAACGGCAGGAAGGUACCACUGAACGAGGAGACCGGCAUCGACGAGCUCGGCAACCUGAUGGAGUCCUCGAUCCUGAGCUUGAACCGUGGCUACUACGGGGACCUGCACAACAUGGGCCAUGUCUUCAUAGCAUACUCGCAUGACCCCGACCAUCGCCAUCUGGAAGAGUACGGCGUGAUGGGCGACUCGGCGACAGCGAUGCGCGACCCGGUGUUCUACCGCUGGCACGCCUACAUCGAUGACAUAUUCAAUCUUUACAAGAGCAAGCUCACGCCCUACGGAGACAGUCAGUUGGACUACCCCGGCAUACGGGUAUCAUCCAUCAGCGUGGAGGGUCCCGCCGGCGCCAACCGCUUCGCGACCCAGUGGCAGCAGAGCCUGGUGGAACUGUCCCAGGGGCUGGACUUCACUCCUCGUGGCAGCGUGCUCGCCAAGUUCACGCACUUGCAGCACGAGGAAUUCACUUAUGUUAUCGAGGUAAACAACACGAGCGGGCAGUCGAAGAUGGGCACGUUCCGCGUGUUCAUGGCGCCGAAGACCGACGAGCGCGGGCAGCCGCUCGCCUUCGAGGACCAGAGGCGCCUCAUGAUCGAACUGGACAAGUUCACUAGGGGACUGAAACCUGGCAACAACACAAUCCGCCAACGAAGUUUGGACUCCUCAGUGACUAUUCCCUUCGAGAGGACAUUCCGCAACCAGGCGAACCGGCCUGGAGACCCGGGCUCCGCCACCGCUGCAGAGUUUGACUUCUGCGGCUGCGGCUGGCCGCACCACAUGCUGAUACCCAAGGGAACGGAGCAGGGCUACCCUGUCGUUUUAUACGUUAUGGUUUCUGACUGGAAUGCUGAUAAAAUCGAACAAGAUACGGUCGGUGCAUGCAACGACGCCGCCUCGUACUGCGGCCUCCGGGACCGCAAGUACCCAGACAAGAGGCACAUGGGCUUCCCCUUCGACCGGCGCUCCGAGGCCCGUAACCUCACCGACUUCCUUAAACCCAACAUGGCGACCAGGGACUGCACUAUCAAGUUCACUGACGCUAUCAGGGAGGGGACACAACGCCAAUAAAUGGAGACAGGGCUGACCGUAGCAUAAUCUACAGAUUGGAAUUAAAACCGUUAGCAUCCUUUGAAAGAAGUGUUCUCCUAACGAAACUGAACUUUGUCACCAAAGAAACAUGGCUCGAAAAGAUGCAAACAAAUUUGAGCCUCCCAUACAAACAUAAGAUAUGGAAAUUUCGAAAUUUUAUUAUCGUUUUGAAUUUUUUAUUCCUAUAAUUUUAUUUUUAACAUGUUUUAUACCACAGAUACAUUCUUAGUUUUACGUU
Messenger RNA from Galleria mellonella (greater wax moth), 2464 nucleotides. RefSeq names its product phenoloxidase subunit 1 (gene PPO1). The transcript has 14 exons. Lineage: Eukaryota; Metazoa; Arthropoda; Insecta; Lepidoptera; Pyralidae. The coding region runs from base 154 to 2205 and encodes 683 amino acids. Gene Ontology annotation, molecular function: oxidoreductase activity. The record is from RefSeq and is a predicted model, not a curated record.